Stegastes partitus (bicolor damselfish) is the source of this 698-nucleotide messenger RNA. It is a transcript of the gene fuom, whose product is annotated as fucose mutarotase. Gene Ontology annotation, molecular function: fucose binding; racemase and epimerase activity, acting on carbohydrates and derivatives. Gene Ontology annotation, biological process: fucose metabolic process. The transcript is spliced from 6 exons. NCBI's taxonomy places the organism in Eukaryota, Metazoa, Chordata, Actinopteri, Pomacentridae. The record is from RefSeq and is a predicted model, not a curated record. Bases 33 to 497 code for a protein of 154 amino acids.
UCUUUAGCUCUCUGCUCUCUGUAGCUGCCAGGAUGGUCGUCCUGAGAGGAAUCCCCUCUGUUUUAUCACCCGAACUGCUCUAUGCUCUCGCUAAAAUGGGCCACGGGGAUGAGCUGGUGCUGGCUGAUGCAAAUUUCCCAGCAUCUUCCAUUUGUGCUUGUGGUCCUAAAGAGAUCAGAGCUGAUGGUUUGGGUAUCCCACAGCUUCUGGAGGCCAUUUUAAAGCUGUUGCCCCUGGAUACCUACGUCCCCUGUCCGGCUGCAGUGAUGGAUCUGGUAGACAGUGAUAAAGAGAGGUAUUUAGUCGUCCCAGUAUGGCCGACCUACACAGGGCUGCUGAUCGAAGCUGGCUGUCAUGCUCCUCUCGAGAGGGUGGAAAGAUUUGCUUUCUAUGAACGAGCCAAGAAGGCCUACGCUGUUGUGGCAACAGGGGAAACAUCUCUGUAUGGCAACCUGAUACUGAAGAAGGGGGUCAUUCCUGCUGAUGAGCUACAGUGAUGCACACACAAAUUUGUUGGUCACUGUUUCAGAUUUUAAUCAAAAAUGUCAUUCUUUCCAGUUCAAACCAAGUGAAUAUUUUUGCAUGAAACUGUAGCUUUAGUAAUUGUAAAUAUGAUCUCCAGGUUACAUGGAGCUGACAUGAUUCUGUCUUUUUGUAAAUAACAUCUUUUCAUUAAAUAAAAAACAUUCAAUCUUUAA